Vombatus ursinus (common wombat) is the source of this 1950-nucleotide messenger RNA. RefSeq names its product gap junction protein beta 1 (gene GJB1). Gene Ontology annotation, cellular component: connexin complex. The transcript is spliced from 2 exons. The record is from RefSeq and is a predicted model, not a curated record. Lineage: Eukaryota; Metazoa; Chordata; Mammalia; Diprotodontia; Vombatidae. Gene Ontology annotation, biological process: cell communication. The coding region runs from base 588 to 1439 and encodes 283 amino acids.
UCUGUGGCGCUGUGAUCCUAAAGGCUCAGUAUGGGGCCAUGGGGAUCUUCUCUUAGCUUCCUUGAGAGAAGUAGGGAAAGAAAGAGAGCUUUGGGGACCCCAGUGAUCUAUCAGAAAGGGAGAAGACCCGACUUUGCCCUGCCUAGGGGAAAUUCAGGGUUGCUUAAGGCUGCCACUGGGGACCAAGAGAGAGAGCCUGAGGAAUCCUGGUGAUGGGAGUAGGGGGUUCCUGACCCCCACCCAGCCUCUGUCUCUGCCCCAAGGUCUUCUGCUUCUCCCUUCCCUCCCCCCCCUCCCAUUCUUCUGGCUUCAUGGCGGGUGCGGGGAUGGACCAGGCGGGCACAGAACAGGUGGGUGCAGGCUGGGUGUCCGGCGCUGGGACACAAGUGCUCUGUGUCCAGGGUGGGCGGAAGUCAGGGCGUUUGAUCUGAAUUCUAAAGGGCGUUGUUCAGAGCCCCACAAAGCUCCUAUUGUGUACAUGCUGGGUAUAAGGCAGCAUAUGACUCCCGAGCACCGGGCAGUGAGGAAUUGGGACGCAGGCGCGGACCCAGGGAUCACUCCCCCAGCACGGGUGCAAGUGAGGCAAAAUGAACUGGACAGGCCUUUACGCCUUACUCAGCGGCGUGAACCGGCACUCCACGGCCAUUGGGCGCGUCUGGCUCUCUGUCAUCUUCAUCUUCCGCAUCAUGGUGCUGGUGGUGGCUGCCGAGAGCGUGUGGGGCGACGAGAAGUCCUCCUUCAUCUGCAACACCCUGCAGCCAGGCUGUAACAGUGUGUGCUACGACCACUUCUUCCCUAUUUCCCAUGUGCGCCUGUGGUCCCUGCAGCUCAUCCUGGUGUCCACACCAGCCCUGCUCGUGGCCAUGCACGUGGCCCACCAGCAGCACGUGGAGAAGAAGCUGCUGCGGCUGGAGGGCCAUGGGGACCCGCUGCACCUGGAAGAGGUCAAAAGGCACAAGGUGCACAUCUCGGGCACGCUGUGGUGGACCUAUGUCAUCAGCGUGCUCUUCCGCCUGCUCUUCGAGGCCGUCUUCAUGUAUGUCUUCUACCUGCUCUACCCGGGCUAUGCCAUGGUACGUCUGGUCAAGUGCGACAGCUACCCUUGCCCCAACGUGGUAGACUGCUUCGUAUCCCGGCCCACCGAGAAGACCGUCUUCACUGUCUUCAUGCUCGCUGCCUCAGGGAUCUGCAUCGUGCUCAACGUGGCUGAGGUGGUGUACCUCAUCAUCCGGGCCUGUGCCCGGCGUGCCCAGCGCCGCUCCAACCCCUCCUCGCGCAAGGGCUCUGGAUUCGGCCACCGACUGUCCCACGAGUCCAAACAGAAUGAAAUCAACAAGCUGCUGAGUGACCAGGACGGCUCCCUCAAAGACAUCCUGCGGCGCAGCCCUGGCAGCGGGGCUGGCCUGGCCGAGAAGGGUGACCGCUGUUCUGCCUGUUGAGGGCACAGCCGGCGCCACACCCACCGCCAACCCUAGCCUUCAGUCCCUCUUAGUCCCCUCAGCCCGCCAGGCCGGCCAUAGCCCAAGCACCCACCCGUUGCCCUCUGAGUGGGGGUAGGGAAGGAGAAGGCAGGUGGGGGUGAGGAGUGGGGUGGGGGUGGGGGACAGAUCUUGCCCCCUCCUCCCCAAGCUUAAGGGAGCAAAGGAGGGUGUUUCUCCCCCUUCCUAAUUCCUGCUCCUCUCCCUGGGACCACUGGGUACUCUGGGGGAGGGGGGGCUUUGCCAACACUUCCACUGAUGACACUAACCUUAACCCUGCCAACAUUUGGGGAUCCUGCCAGUGGGGUGGGGGCUGUUGCUGGCACCUGGGAAAGGCUUGGGUGGCUGGAAAGAACAAGGCUCUGAUUCCAUCUGAUCAGCUGGGGGUGGGGAUUGGUCAGCACUACCUUUGACUCUAGAAGCCCGGGCCUGGGCCUGCAAUGUUACACAUUAAACAGGAUUUUACAGUAAA